ACGAAUUAGUAAUGAUGAACAGUUCGGGCCGCACAUUUCACUCACUCAAGGUCCUAAAUAUGCAGCUUAUACUCACUCCUCAGGUUGCACAGCUAGGGCAUCAUGGGCAAGUUCAGCGUGUUCGGUUUUUUUCGCGAGCAAUGGACAGAGCUUCCGAUCUCCACUGCGGAUGUCAGCGACAAGUCGCUGGUCGUGGUCGGUGCUAAUGUCGGGCUUGGAAACGAAGCUGCCGUGCAUUUAGCGCAGCUGAAGCCCAAGAGCCUGUUGAUCACCUGCAGAGAUGGGGCCAAGUGCGAACAGUCAAAAGCAGACAUGGAGACUCGGUCGGGCAUGACUGACAUCGAAUCCUGGCCUCUUGAGCUAAGCUCAUUCGACUCAGUGUGUUCUUUUGUGAACAGGUUUGAGGCGAAGGGCUGCACAGUAGACGCUCUAAUUGCCAACGCCGGCGUAUCGACGAUGAAGUACACGAAAACCCCGGACGGCUAUGAAACUACUUUGCAAGUAAAUCACCUCUCAACGGCUCUCUUGAGCAUAUUGAUGCUGCCUCACCUCGUCAAGACCGGGACUCUUGAAAAUCCCUCCAGACUCGUCAUUGUGUCUAGCGAGGCUCAUUUUCUCGCCAACAAAUUAGAAGGAGCGGAUAAAUGGCCUGGUAUCAUCGAAACGCUCAACGACGAAGCAUAUUGUACCUCUAGCGUGAUGAGGAACCGCUACCACCUGUCCAAGCUCCUUGAAGUGAUGUUCAUCCGUGAGCUGUCUUCUCGACUUCCCACAACAACCUUGGUCGCAGUUUCGGCGGUCAAUCCAGGUUUUUGCCACUCCCGUCUUACGCGAGAAAUCGAGUCGGGACCUCUCUUCAAGUUUGCUGUGAGGACUUACAAAGGGUUACUGGCACGCACGACUGAGAUGGGCAGUCGUACACUUGUCCACGCGGCAAUCGAGCCAGGUGAGAGGGAACGACAUGGUCACUACCUGUCGAGCUGCGAAGUGGCCGAAGAGAGUGAUUAUGCCCUCAGCGUGGAAGGGAAGGAGGUGUCGAAGCGUCUGUGGCAUGAGACCCUCAGGAUUCUUGGAGACAUUGACUCAAGAGUCCAUACAAUUGUAUCCGAACACCUCAUCCAGGAGAUAGCAUGACUUGACUAUUAUUCGUUAUUUACCGUCAACAUGUAUUGUGUUGUGAUCUUCCUUAUGGACAUCGGUUGUGUAUAUUUACUGUAGUCUCCACUUGGAGCAGCGUGUUCGUGUAUUCCCCCUGCCUUCCAAUCCCUGCGCAACGCUGUAGCGCUACUGCUAUAUCGCGAUCCGUAUGGUGAGCUAAUUCAUG
This is a messenger RNA of Suillus paluster, 1324 nucleotides long. RefSeq names its product short-chain dehydrogenase. The record is from RefSeq and is a predicted model, not a curated record. Lineage: Eukaryota; Fungi; Basidiomycota; Agaricomycetes; Boletales; Suillaceae. The transcript is spliced from 6 exons. Bases 103 to 1134 code for a protein of 343 amino acids.